Physella acuta is the source of this 2950-nucleotide messenger RNA. RefSeq names its product inositol-trisphosphate 3-kinase A-like. Gene Ontology annotation, cellular component: nucleus; cytoplasm. NCBI's taxonomy places the organism in Eukaryota, Metazoa, Mollusca, Gastropoda, Physidae. The record is from RefSeq and is a predicted model, not a curated record. Gene Ontology annotation, molecular function: inositol hexakisphosphate kinase activity. Gene Ontology annotation, biological process: phosphatidylinositol phosphate biosynthetic process; inositol phosphate biosynthetic process.
AUGUUGUACCCAUGGAUCCAGUUAGCUGGGCAUCAAGGAAACUUCCAUGCUGGGGAGGCAGGUUCAGUGUUGAAGAAGUUAGACCCCAGGGAACAAGUCUGCUUUCAGAAACUGAUGCUAGACACACUCAGAGAUUGUGUGCCAGAGUACAGAGGACCAGAAGAGAAAAAUGGAGAAACAUACAUUCAGCUGCAAGACUUGCUGUGUUCAUUCAACCACCCCUGUGUCAUGGAUGUUAAAAUGGGGGUCCGGACAUAUUUGGAAGAUGAAAAAGCCAGAAAGUCUCCGUCUUUGAGAAAGGACAUGUACCAAAAGAUGAUUGAGAUUGACACAACAGCCCCCACCACAGAGGAACAUGAACAAAAAGCUGUGACCAAGCCCCGCUACAUGCAGUGGAGAGAUGAAAUGAGUUCUUCUGUUGAGCUUGGUUUUCGUGUAGAGGGCAUCAAGAAAAGUGAUGGGAAUUCCAGUAAAGAUUUAAAAAAAACCAAAACAAGAGAAAACAUUGUUGAUAUAAUUAAAUCCUUUGUUGGAGAUAAUGAAACUAUUGUGGAAAAAUACUUACAAAGAUUAAAAUAUGUUAUGCAUACUCAAGAAAUAUCUGAAUUUUUCUCUUCACAUGAGGUCAUAGGCAGCUCCUUGUUAUUUGUUCAUGAUAUGGAUGACAAUGUUGGUGUUUGGAUGAUUGACUUUGGUAAAACAGAACCCUUGCCUGAAGGUGUGAAGAUCAAUCACAGAGACAAUUGGGUGGAAGGGAACCACGAGGAUGGCUACCUGUUCGGACUUGAUAACCUGGUUUCUAUUUUUGAUGAAGUCCACAAGGGCCUUAAAUCAAGUGCUGUAUAAUUGUGUGUUAGUUUAUUGAGAAUGAUAUGUGCAGGCUGGUUGUUUUAUUUUAAGUAUGCCUCUAAACAGGCAAUGCAUAAAUGUAAUUUGGGGUUGAUGCUUGCAUAUGGUGUGUCAGAUUAUUGUAUCAUUGGAUUUUAAAAUAUUUUGAAAUUUCUGUAAUAGUUAAAAUAGUUUGCUAUAAAGAAAAGCCUGUAAUAUAACCUUGUCUUUGUAUAAUUCAUCAAUUUGGUUACAAAAAUAAUUGAAUUAAGCCAUUAUUUAUGUCAAAAUUCAUUAAUAUAAGGGAAGUAAUGUACUCCAAUUUUCCUUUUCAGUUAGCAAAAUAAAAACUAACAAGAAAUUUGUUCUAAAGUAAUCCAAACAAAAUUCUUUACACAUCCUGUUUAUUAAAUAUUUAUGAUCUCUUUUGAUUAUAUAAUUUUUAAAUCCAUGAUUUGUUUAAUAUGAAUAAUUUAUUCUAUUAAUAACAUUCACAUAAUGUAUAUAAGGCUUUGUAGGAGUUGAACAUACUAUUGUUUAAGUUAUAAAUAAGUUCAAUAUAAUAUUGUUAUGGCUAUGAUGAAGUUUUAGUAAGAAUUCAAGGCUCAAAUCUUAAGUUGUGCUCAGGUUGUGAGAAGUAUUAUGUUUACUGUAGUUGCUUAUUUGUGCAACUGUGAAAUCUUUUAGGUUCUUUCUAAAAAAAACUAGUGAAAACAGUAUUAUAAUCUUGGGUUUUUUGUGACCAAAAAACAAUGUUAAUCUGUUGCGUUACAUUUUUUAAAAAUAGGUAGAUCUCAGUUUCUUAUUGUAAAAGAAAAUUUCCUGGAAUUAUUACUUUCCAAGUAGUGGCAUUGGCCCAGAAAACUUUCACCUGGGUCAUAAAUGUGCAGUGGUAUUAUAAAAACUUGUUUUUGUAGUCAUUGGCUAGAUUUUCUCAUCCACACAAAAAUGGCUACAAACUAGGCUUAACAAGAUCAUGCUGAAUAUAAUUUAUAGGAUUAUCAAAAAGGCAUAUGAAGUAUUGGCUUUUACUUCCAUUUAUUUUUUUCAAUCACAAACCAGCAUCAAGGAAAUCUUACAAAUAUCCUUAACAUUUACCUGAAGAAAAAAAUGAUUAGCUUGAUUUAACAAUAGCCAACUAAAAGUUAAUCUUUCAAAAAUGUAAAGUCUGGUUGGUCUAUAUGUAAAUAGAAAUGUAGCCAUAUAAUAAAAAAAAAACUAUCUUCAAGUUCUCUGCAUUUGUCUUAUGAUUGUGAUCCUUUCAGCCAUCUGGGCCAAUGCCAUUAUGUUCUUUUACAAACACUCAAAAAAUUGUUUUUAAAAGCUUUCUAGGAACUUCUUUUUCUCUUUCAUAACCAUCACCAAAUUUCAUAUGUUGUGAAAUAUGUAUUUAUAUGUAUAACAUCAUAACAUGCGUGUAUAAUACAUAUAAAAAUGAGUAUUUGCUUCUGUACAUAUGUAAAGUAUAGCUCAUUUUUUACUGUGAUCUGAUGUGUGCCACCUACUGUUUAACUUUUGGUGGCACAUGAUUAGCUUUCACUUUCCAUAGCUGUUUACGAUUUUUCUAAACUUAGUAGAGAAAUCAAAUUUGCCCGUUUUAAAAUGAGUUAAAAUCUCACUGAUGUGUCCAAGAAUAUUGAAGAUGUUUGAAACUAAAUAUUGUACAAAGCAAAUGGAUGUAUAACUAUAUUUUUUUUUUAGAUAAGCUAUUAUAUAAAUAUAUGCAUAUAUAAUUUAUAUAUUUUCUAUCAAGCGUCUUCUCUACAUGUAUGAGCUAAGAAAAAAAAUUAUUUUCUGAGAUUUCUUUGUGUUCUUGUUUAAAACAAAUGCUUUAAUUCUUGGCUUGUAAAUGUUUGAAAAACAUCAGUAUUUUCUUUUUAAAUCAACAAACAAAAGUAUCAGAUGCUUUGUGAAUUUUUGUGUAUUUUAAAAUUUAAAGUGCAGAAAAAAAAAUUAGUAUUUGUUAACCAGUCAUUCUUUUAAGAUGAUUUAAAUACUUUAAAUUUUCACAUUUUCUAAACCUUAGUGUACCAGUUGUCUUUUUAAAUAAAAUUAGUUUUCUAACAACUUCUUAAUACAUCAAAAGUAUCACAUUUUAAAGAUGUGCAAUUGAAAUAAACAA